CCCGCGGGCGCGCGGUGGUGACGUGCGGGGACCGCGACGCUUUUGAGAAACUGACCGGUGGGGUUCCGGUGACUGACCAGUGCGGUCCCGAGCGCCAUGGCCUCCGCCGGGGUGGCCGCCGGGCGACAGGCCGAGGAUGCGUUACCGCCGCCGGCCGAGCCGCCGCUGCCCGAGACGAAGCCGCUGCCGCCUUCGCAGCCGCCGCCUCCGGUCGCCGCGCCUCAGCCUCAGCAGUCGCCGGCGCCGAGGCCUCAGUCACCCGCCGGCGUGAAGGAGGAGGAGAAUUACUCCUUUUUACCUUUGGUUCACAACAUCAUCAAAUGUAUGGACAAGGACAGCCCAGACGUCCACCAGGACCUGAACGCCCUGAAGACCAAGUUCCAGGAGAUGCGCAAGGUCAUCAGCACCAUGCCGGGCACCCAGCUGAGUCCCGAGCAGCAGCUGCAGCAGCUGCAGCGCCUGCGGGAGCAAGUCCGGACCAAGAACGAGCUGCUGCAGAAGUACAAGAGCCUCUGCAUGUUUGAGAUCCCCAAGGACUAGACCAGCGCGGCUCCCGGGAAUGCUCGAGAAAGAAGGGGGGAGCGCGCGGCCUCACUGUCUCCCCCCGCCCCACCACCUCGGCCUGUGCUUCCUUGGGACUCCAGCUGCGAACUCUGUAACCGGAGCGGCUUCUGUCGCUGACCUUGGCGUUGACCGUGUGGGGACGCAGCGCGCAGGCUUGGCUUUGUUGGGGCCUCCUCGUAGCCCAUGCAUCCAUAUGUCCAAAUGCGUAAUUACUCCAGUGCCUGCUGGUGGAAGGAAGAAUGUUCCUGGAGGCUGGGGAGGGGCAGGGGAUGCUUCCCUGCUUCUGGGGAGGGGGCCAUCUGCUGUGUGUUCUGGCCCCGCGGGCGGGCAGAGUGCAGGAGGAAAGGAGGCGGCUGCUCUUCGCUUCGUGCCCUCCCCCCCUCCCUCCGCUCCCACCCCUGGGUAUGCUCGGUGCUGCGCGCCAGGUACACACUGUUCUCUUGACAGCAGUGUCAUGAAACAUUUGCAUAGAAUUCACCAGACCGAUUGGGGCUGCACUCCUAUGGCGUAGAUUUCAAAUGGUAAAAGAAAACUGUGGGGGAACGAAUAUUGUUUUGAAAGACGGCAGGGUGGCUUCCUCCUUCCGCCCUCCCAUCCCCUGAAACACUUUGUUUCAUUUUUAUGUUUGAGCCAGUGAAUGUAACCAUGUCUUUGGGGAUAUCAACCCAGAGCCCCGGGGGGCGGCCCCUGUCUCCAGCUUCUCUCCCACCUGCGUGUUCUUGUUACUUUCAGCUCUUGCUCCCUUUGUCUCCUGCCCCCUUCAGUCCGCUUGUCCAGCCGUUUCAUGCUGGAGGAUGACCGGACCCCACACUGCUUCCCACGGGCCCAGAGGGCACCAUGGUCUCUGUGCGGGCUCACGCCGGUUCCCAGGGAAGCGGGCCUUGCCUCUUAGCGGUCCAGAUCCCCACUGUCCCGGCUUAAAAAAGGAGUUGCCCCUCUGGCCUUGUCACUAAAGAGCCAGCCACGAGCAUUCGCUGCAUCGCGGACAGAGGCGAUCGUGAUGUGCUCCGUUCGGAGAGGGGCAGCUCGAGGUGACCGUUCCGAUCACCGUCAGCCAGUGCGACAGUGCAGUUCGGGGUCUGUUCUGACGGAGCGCCGCGAGCCCCCCCUGCGAGUUCGACAGCCCGGUCUGGUUCAGGAGUGUGCAGAACGCCCUCAUGUCUUCCAGGCGGGACUCCGAUUUGCGUACUCCUCCCUUGCCUGUCAAACCGAGCUCUCUCACUCGCCUCUUCACGAUGAGGUGAGAAGUGACUGCGUAUUGUUUAGAUCUAGAAAUGGGCACAUAACCUGCGCUGACCGAGUCAGGGGCUUAACAGAUGCCCGCCGACUGACCUCGUUGGCAGCAAGGCUGCUGGAAGGUGUUUUUCGCAGGGGUUCCAUGUGUGCGGACCCACAGCCACCUGUCAGGAGAGGGCUGGUGUGGGGGGGGGCUCGGGAGGCGUGAAGGCGGGUGUCCGGUUUUAGUGGCUUUGGACAGAAGAGCGGACUCUGAACUGAAGUGGGCCGCCGCCUGAUACACCAGUCCCCCCGGGACUGUUACUUAACUGAAUCAGUUAUGUCCUUGACAUCAGAGUCGUGUGGGGGCCGGUUUUAAGGCUCCGACCCAACAUCAUGAAACGUGAAGCCGUGGAAAUACAAGACCACUGGGGCCCUUCUGCAAGCCUGAGAUGCCCGGGGCCUCGUCCCGGGGCAGAGGGAGACACAACCUUCCCUGUAUUCCAGGCCUUGGACUGGUGACAUUUUUAAAGAGUAUAAUUAAAAGAACUUAUGCUCUACUUUCAGGA
Molecule: messenger RNA, 2348 nt
Organism: Ailuropoda melanoleuca (giant panda)
Lineage: Eukaryota; Metazoa; Chordata; Mammalia; Carnivora; Ursidae
Gene: MED9
Product: mediator complex subunit 9
Exons: 2
Coding region: 97-540 (147 amino acids)
Biological process (GO): regulation of transcription by RNA polymerase II
Cellular component (GO): mediator complex
Molecular function (GO): transcription coregulator activity
Source: RefSeq, a predicted model, not a curated record